CUUUUAGUAAACGCCGCGACAAGAAGAAACACCGCUGGCGCCAGCGUUAAUUUCCUUUUAACCGUCCGCCGUGAGCAUCGUGCGAGAGCUGCUGCUGAUGUGGGUACAGCUGUGAAAGGCCGGCGAAUCAAUUUCCCCCACCCCAGUACAACGCAGCAUCUACGGGUACCAUUUGUGAUUCGGCUUUUUUAUUGAUACCGUCGGCGCGACGUCAUUUAGGUCAUCCCGGCCGUGUACGGUAAAUAGCGAAUCAAUCGUUUUGUAUUAUUUCUUAAAACCACAUCAGGAGGCUGCUCACCGGAUUCCCAGAAACAACUGCGAUCGGCAAGGCUACUACCACCAAUCGAACAUCGACCGAUCAGCGAACGUUUGUGCCUGAACUGUGAAAUGUCGGAAAAAAAGCGACCAGUAUAUGUACAGUACCUGCUCGGUGGUCUUUCUGGCAUUGGAGCAACAUGCGUCGUACAGCCGCUGGAUUUGGUGAAAACCCGCAUGCAAAUCUCUGGCAUGGGUGGUGCGGCCAAGGAAUACAACAACACGUUCGAUGCGAUCGGUAAGAUCAUCCGCCGCGAGGGUCUAUUUGCAAUGUACAAGGGACUGAGCGCCGCAAUUAUGCGACAGGCCACCUACACAACGACCCGACUCGGUGUGUACACCUCACUCAACGAUACCUACAAACAAAAAACCAACAAAACGCCCAACUUACUGAUUUUGAUGGGCAUGGGCAUGACGGCGGGUGCCGUCGGAUCGUUUGUCGGCAAUCCUAGCGAACUGAUUCUGAUUCGAAUGACGGCCGACGGCCGACUACCGGUGGCAGAGCGACGUAACUAUACCGGUUUCUUUAACGCCCUAUUCCGCAUUGCCAGGGAGGAAGGUAUCCUAUCGCUUUGGCGUGGAUGUGUGCCAACGAUGGGCCGUGCAAUGGUGGUGAACGCUGCUCAGCUUGCUUCGUACUCCCAGGCCAAGGCUUACUUGGUGAGCUCGCAGCUCCUGCAGGAGGGCAUUGGUUUGCACUUCACUGCCAGUAUGAUUUCGGGACUUAUCACUACGGCCGCUUCCCUUCCAGUGGAUAUCGCCAAAACGAGAAUCCAAAACAUGAAGGUUGGCCCCGGUGAACAGCCUCCAUACAAGAGCACUAUAGAUGUGAUCGUUAAGGUAACCCGGCACGAAGGCAUUUUCGCACUUUGGAAAGGCUUCACUGCCUACUACGGUCGCCUGGGACCACACACGGUGCUAACGUUCAUCCUGCUGGAACAGAUGAACGGGCUCUACAAUAAGCAUAUCAUGGGCGUAGAGGGUUCCAAGUCCGGCCUCUAAUCUACCCCAGUGGGCUGUGCUCGGGAUGGUGCGAUACGCGCACAGCAACCAACCACACGCAGCAACCAACGCUGUGCAGCAUUUCGUUCGGUGGCAAUUGUAACUGUAUUUUGUACCCUUGUUGCUUGUAGCUUCCAUCCGGUCCGGCUAAUCCGGCUCAUAGUUAGGGCUUGCUUGUUGUAUUCCUAUUUGUUGUUUCCCUUUCAUUUUCACUUCCCCAAUGGUCCAAGGCCAAACACCUCUAAAACAAUGUUACAAUGUUGUUUGUGUGGCACAAAUAUUAGCUAGAUUUUUGCCGAUGCUGCCGCUAUUGCUUAAGACCUACUACCCUCUGGUGGGUCGUAAAAUUCACGGUCCCGUCGUACACUUUCUGGCAGUUGGCCAAAAAUGAGGCGACGACAGCAUCGGAGCGCCAUGCCUCACGCGGCGGCUCGUGCGGAUGUUGGCAACGAGCCAACAGUCCCAGCACUUGAUCUUGCGUAGAUGCAUCAGGAAUUUGAUCUUGUGUAAAAGCAAAUAACUGCAUAGGGAGGUCAUGGUGAGAUACAGAGGGAGAGAGAGAGAGAGGGAGAGUUUGUAACGAUUGUGACAAUAUGCGGGAUAGUUUUUAUUUUCUUUUAAGAAAUAAAACCACCAACCAUCGUGCGCCCGCAUAGGGUUCCGUUGUCCUGUUUUCAGGAACCAACAGUA
Messenger RNA from Anopheles darlingi, 2007 nucleotides. Its product is annotated as mitochondrial 2-oxoglutarate/malate carrier protein-like. The transcript has 5 exons. Gene Ontology annotation, molecular function: oxaloacetate transmembrane transporter activity; sulfate transmembrane transporter activity; malate transmembrane transporter activity. Gene Ontology annotation, biological process: thiosulfate transport; succinate transmembrane transport; malate transmembrane transport. NCBI's taxonomy places the organism in Eukaryota, Metazoa, Arthropoda, Insecta, Diptera, Culicidae. The coding region runs from base 388 to 1317 and encodes 309 amino acids. The record is from RefSeq and is a predicted model, not a curated record.